Messenger RNA from Nothobranchius furzeri (turquoise killifish), 12120 nucleotides. RefSeq names its product YTH domain-containing protein 1. NCBI's taxonomy places the organism in Eukaryota, Metazoa, Chordata, Actinopteri, Cyprinodontiformes, Nothobranchiidae. The record is from RefSeq and is a predicted model, not a curated record.
UGGUUGGAAAGUGAGAAAAUCUAAACGUGACGUCAAUGCCUAGUAACUGACGCAGCCCUUCAACAUAAAAUGGCUUUUUAUUUAUUUACCCCCACCUCCCCGUCAGCACAGCUUAAUUACUCUAUUUUACUGCGCUCUUUCGACUAAAACAUGAAAGAAAUGCCCUCCUGGAGCGCCGGGAUUGCCUUCUCUGGACAUAUUUUGGAGUUCAUGAGUUUCAGAUGUUGAAACACUGGGACCAGAAGCUUCUGAAGAGGGCGGCAAGACACCGUGUUGCUGCUGAUCCAAAGGUUUUAGUUGUUGGGGAGGAAAGUGUUUAAAGGAGGACGCACAGCUGCAGGAUUAAAAAAAGAUGUCUGCAUUGGUGCAACGGAUAGGAACCGAGGCUCCUGGGCAGAGUUGGAGAGGCAACAUUGAUUUACAUUUCAUGCAUUUCACGUAACAACCCUAAGCUGUUCCUUCGUGAGUGUCUGAGACCUAAAAAUAGCAUAGUUUUGAUCGCGCACCAGAAAUAGACAGACGGGGUUCACUUGUAUGAAAAGGAGGCGAUCCAACUUGGACGUGCAACUAACGAGAGUGCGCCUGAGCUAUGGUGAGUGAGUGAUUUGCACACGAAAUGUUUAAUCCUGUGUACUUUUUGCAUGCUUCCCGGUGCCCAUUCUCCCUCGUUUUACCUCCUGCUCUGUCUCAUGCGCGCACUCACUUCACUCCCAGUCGUGAGCAUGGAUUUAAUUGGCACGCUUUGACUGUAGAGUCGUAGCAGCCCUUCCUGCAGAGUAGGAAGUCCCUUUUAGUAAAUAAGCUAGUGCAAAAAUGUCUUUGUUUGUUGGCGCCGUUGAGUCUCCAUCACGUUUCUUCUCCCUUCCCAUCUAAGCGAGGGGAACCCUUUUCCGCUGAAUGUUAUAGGACGCAUUUCCCCACCGUUAUCUUGCUGUGAAAGAAGAGUGAUAGAGAAAAGCAAUGAACGAGGAUGAAGAUGCGAAGAGGAAGAGGAGAAGCGGUUGUUGCAGUAGAACCAAAUAUAGCGCACUGCACGGGGAAGCCCGGAGCUUUCCAGCAACAAUGGUGCUGAAACCACACCAAGCGGCAGCAGAGGGCUGUAGUCUCCAGAACGUGCGCGCGCGUGUGUGCGUGCGUGCACUUGCAGACUGUGGUCAGUUGUUGUAUCUGGAAACCAGAAGAUUUAUUUACCCCUUAAUUUAAUUAAGUAGCCUCACCAUACUGAGGGAUUUUUUCCUGAUUAGACGACGCCUACGUGAAUUAUUUCCAAAAAAUAUUAGAUCUCCACACCAGUCCAACCUUGGCAUGAUGUAACAGCUAUCAGAAUAUUGCUGGGGACACGUUUGCAAUAUUGUUAUGAAGACUUUUCUUUCUGUGGAGCGCGCACACGAAACCAAAGACGUUGCGUUCAAGAGUUUGGAGGAAUCACCUUUUUAAUUAUAAGCGGGGAGCGGAUGAAGGGGCUUGGGCAUCUGCUGCACAGCUCUGCAGUCAGUUCCCUUUCUGCGACCCCAACCAGUGAACAACUUUGGAAAUAUGUUCCAACUAUUUUGCAAGCAAGCAGCAAGUCUUCAGAGCCAAAGGAGGAUUAAAAACAUCAACGGCCUGUCUUUGUCAUGCAAAAUCUCCUCCGUACGUCACUUGCGAUACAAUGCUCCACCUAUACACAGGCGCGCGCGCGCGCGCGCACACACACACACACACUUCCAUUCUUCGUUACUCAAAAUGUGCGGAGAUCGAUUCGAGGGACAUCAUUUAUGCUCAGUAAUGUAACGAAAAGCAUGUCAUUUCGGAGGAAAAAGCCCGGAUUCCCGAGUCGUGACUACUAAAGUGAGUCAUGUGCGCGUUGGCUGCGUCAGGAGAGGCAGUCGCUGUGCAGUGCAGACGGUGGGGGAGAAUCGUGACUGACUAGGUGGCAAAUAAAAAGAUCACCCAAUAAAAAACAAAACCAGAAAUAACCACAUAGUCUCACCUUCUGGUGGGGGAGGAGGGAUCGCGAGGAGGGAAGGGGGUAAGGGGUUCUCUGGUUUGGGGUGGGCUGUAGCCACUACCCUAUCUCCUCCAGUCAAUCCCGAGCCUCGCCUUUUCCACCUUAAAGCUUGUUUUUAGUGUGAGCUGCUGCCUGUUGGCAUGCUGGCAGCCUGCAUGAAUGCAGACGAGUUUCAUCAGGGAUGGUCAAGCAAGGGGUGGAGAGAGAGAGAGAGAGGGAGAGAGAGAGAGGGAAGAAGAAGAAGAAGAAGAAGAAGAAGAAGAAGAAAAAGAAGAAGAAAAAGAAGAAGAAGAAGAAGAAGAAGAAGAAGAAGAAGAAGAAGAAGAAGAAGAAGAAGAAGAAGAAGAAGAAGAAGAAGAGGAAUUUGACAUCAAGAGUGGGGGAGUUGGAGAGGGGGUCCGGACCGAGAUCGUGACCCACCCUCUACCUCGACAAUUAAAAAAAAGCACCAAAACACAACAUAGUAAAGGAGGCUAUGGAGCCUAUUGCCGCUGCCAGGGAGGAGAGGUGAGCCCCGUUCUGGAAACACGCACCGAGGAGCGGCUGCUACCAGAAACAGCGCACCCUGCCCCUCUUGGAUUCCUCCCGACAAAGAAGAAAUGCUGACUUUCCCAGCAGGUAAUUAUAUUAUUAGUAUAAAGGCCACAUUUCUUUAAAAUAUUUGAUAAAAUCUUUAAGCAAUAAUGUAUUAAAUCAAGAGUUCAUACUAGGUGGGAUUACUUUGUUAUUUGCCACCGUCAGGGAAACAUUGCUGACCACUAUAGGCUGUAGCUCAGUGUCUGUCUCCCAUCUUUUCUCUUCAAGUUUUCUUUAUAAAUCCCAACACUUGCAUAGAAAAUUAAAUAUGAAUCUUACAUUUUCAUGAACGAUGCCCCAGAACUUUAAAUUAUGUUGAAAUUUUCACUUUAGUUUCAAAGACGGAGAGGUGCACAAUGAAAAAUGUACUUCAGUUGUUCCAAAAGAACAAAAAUAACGACAUACCAAAUGAAUUCUUAAUGCAAGUGGUUUUUCCUAUUAAAUCAGAGAACAAGUACUUCGAGUUCUGUAGAGAAGUAUUUUAGUCACAGAGCUUGACCCAAUCCCAGGUCAAACAUUGGAUGGUUUUAAUCUUAGCCUGUAACGCAAGGUUACACACAGUGGUUAUCUGUGUCCUUCAUCGAGGAGAACAAAAUAAUCAGAUUCUUUUAUGAAAAUUUAUGCUCAAAUGUUAAGAAAAUAACAAAAUCAUAAACAAUAAAAAUAAAUCUGAUGAGCUUUGUAUCCCAACACAUGCACACAUUGAUAGGUAGUUUUAGAUUUAUCCCAUAUUACCUUAAAGGACGACACACACAGAGAGAGAGAGAGAUUAUUUGUAAUGUCCAUGAAUCGUCAUGCGAGAGCUGGGUGCAGAAACCCCUCCAUGGAGCUAACCAGCCCCCCUCUGUUCCAGCCUCAAAGCCUUCACCUCACCAGCUCUGCAUACCCGCAUUCUCCAUCAGGAGAACAGAAUGUUAGGUAAUAUUUAAUCUCCAUAACCCUGGAACCUGAAAUAACACACAUGACAACAAGGAAGACAUUUUACCCUGAGUCCCCAAGAAUAUGGAGAGUUAACGCAGAGGAACCUCCUCCGAGGCUUCCCCACGUCACUCACAAGUCUCCUCAGUUUCCCAGGGGCUUUAUUCACAAAUGGAUGGGGGAGAAGGCGGGACCUUCUCAGGUUACAGAGGUACAGAGGUUUCAGUUGCAAUCAACCUCCUUGCUCAACCUUUCAUGAACAACAACAGUUGGCAAAAACAGAGAUUCAUGCAGUGUCAAUAACACAAAAUUGGCAUCUUUUAGGCCUCAAAAAGGUACAAUUAUAAAAAUACCCAACAAUACAUGUUAUCAAAGCUGUGAGAAAUUAUUAGAUACUAGGAAAUGCUUGUUACCGAGACACCAGCAUUGUUAACCAGACUGGAGUAAAAAUAAACAAAAUUGUGGUUUAGUAUUUAUAACAAAACUAUCUAAAUAGUAAAAACUCUUCUUUUAUAUGUGACAUUUCAUUUACCUUUAUUAUUAGUUUUAGCUUUAGUUGAGCUAUUACUGUAGAAAUAAGUUACAUAAAAUAUUUAAAUGUUUGGUUUUCUAUCAUCCUGAAGGAGAAUCAGCCACUUUUGUGUCAAACAGAUAUAACUACUCAAGACGUUUUAUUUUAGGAAGUAAAAAGGAAACUAAGCUUUUAUUUUACAAGGCAUAACAGGAUUUAUUUAAGCUCAUGUGUUUGUUGCCCCAUCUGGUCUUGAAGGGUUUCACCUGGUGUUGUUAGAUGAAUGUCAAUCUUUCUCUCAGUCUAUGAAAGCAGAGGAAAAGGAGUGAUUGUGAUUCGUGUGUGUGUGUGUGUGUCUGCUCGUCUAUUAAGUUUUAUACCUGUAAACUGAGGACAUUAGUACCAAAGUGAGGACAUUUUGCUGGUCCCCACUUUGGUACAAUGUAACAGAGCUCUGUUAGUUUUAGAGGUACGGUGUGAAUUAAGGUAAGGUUAGGGUUAGGAGUAGACUGGUUAUGGUUAGAGUUAGGGUUAGGUUAGGCACAAUCCAGUCACUUAAAUGAAUGGUAGUCAAUGACUUGUUUUAUUCUUUUUACCUUUUUUUUGGUAUGGAGAAAAUGUUAAAUUCAUUGUCAAAUUCUCAAUCUGUAUGUCUUGGUGUCAUAGUGAUAAUCUAAGGUAAAAGGGGUAGGCGAACACUAUAAGCUUGGAUGCACAGGGCAAAUGGAUUCAAUUGUUGGUUGGACCAAAUAAAUUCAUUCAUUCAUUCAAGUAAGGUCCAGUUCAAAGUAUCACACAUUUGCUUUGUUAUCACUUUUAUGUUAUUUUCUGAGCUGCUCAUUUGUUUCUUGUUGCUCUGCAGUUGUGUGAAUAAAAUUCAUAUAAAACAAGCUUCUUUAAGUUUCUGACAUCAGAAGCAGUCUCUUUGGAUUUCUCAUGAGAUGACAGUAAAACAAGUAAAUUCUGAGAUUAAAGAAUGAAUCAGCAGCAAACGUCUGGUUGUGUUUGAUGAUCGAGUCAAAUAAAAUUCAAAUGGAAUUUAUUGUUUAAAUAUUAAUGAUUUAAGUAUCUGAGAACAAAUAAACUGUUUAAUACAUAAACUUUUACUUUCUGUCCCUUUUCAAGGUGAUUAAAACACACACACACACACACACACACACACACACACCAUUCGCUCAUUUCACAGAAUAAUAGAACAUGUCUCACACACCCAGAAUUAUCAGGAUGUGUACUAACAUUUCAGUGAAAAUAAACUUAAUGUUUUCUAGAUAUUUCCUACUCAUCGUCUGACUUUCAGUUGAUUUAAUUUCAAGAAAAAUCUGUAAUUUCAAACAAGAACAUCACACAAUACAUUUGUAGCAGAGAAAUAAAUGUGCCUUUGUAAUCUAUUUACAUUUACAGAGUUUUUAGUCCUCAGUUCAGAGUGUGAUCAACUUUGAUUAAACGUCUUUGAGAAUAAUGAAUGAAUGAACUAUCUACAGCAUCAUCCAUGCAUUCAUUCACGUUUUACUGUUUCACUAAGUAAGGUCCUUCAAAGUUUCAUACAUUUACUUUCUUGUUAUUUUCUGAACAGCUAAUUUUAUCUUGUUGCUCUGCAGUUGUGUGAAUAAAAUUCAUAUAAAAGAAGCUUCUUUAAAUAUCUUUGGUGUGUUCUUGCUGUGUUGAAAUUCUAAUUCCAUCUUUUAGUUCUUUUUAAAACACAGUAAGGUUUUAUUUACCUGCAGUGUUUCGUUUGCAGGUAAAUAAAACCUUUCGGGGUUUUAAAAAGAACUAAAAGAUGAAGCUUCUUUAAGUUUCUGACAUCAGAAGCAGCCUCUUUGGAUGUCUUAUGAGAUGACAGUAAAACAAGUCUUUUUUUUUUGUUUAAAUGAUAAUUAAGGUAAAAUAAGACAAAUAACACACACUGUUUAUUAAAUACAUUUCAAUCUUUUUCUAAGUGAUUACAUAAAACACACACACACACACACUCAAAAUAACACAGCAGAUCCUUUAACACUAAAAGAGGAAAGAAGUUUCUCAAAAACAAACAUUUUAACUUUUCUGCCUCUUUUUACAUUUGUUUUUAGAAAUAUUUAAACUUUUGUUAUUUUAAAGAACCUUUAACACAUAAAUCCUCUCCUCCUGCUGCCCAUGUUUGGGCUUCCUUUUAAAUAACACAACAUCAGCCAAACCUAUUAGUGAUGUUACACACAACCUUUUAAUGAGAUUACAAAUCACCAUCCCACGUUUGAAUAUCAAACUAAUCAUGUUUCAUUUGACAUUUUAACUCAAUAUCACAGGCACAGGAGACAAUUGUCACAAAUGAUUCUUUUUAAGAUUUUAUUUUAGGUUUUCAAAAUAUAAAACAAGCAAAUUAUUCACAGUGAGAAACUUAAGAAAAAUCAGUUCAAAUUGGAAGAUUCAAACAUUUUAUUUUGUUUGUUUUAAUGUCUUAAAAUGUAAUACUCAGUAUAGUAGAAAAUAGUGACCUUUGUGUGUGUGUGUGUGGGGGGGGGGGGGGGUACUAAUGUCGUUAAACAGGUUAAGUUUAGUUCAGCUAUGUUACAUCAAAGCUCUUUUCUGACAGUCUUAAUAAUCAUGUUUUCUUAAAAAUAAAGGUAUUAUUUUAACCUCAAAUCCUCAAAAUUCCAAUUCAAACACAAUUCAGUCAUACUGUCACAUUCUUCAAAAAUAUGUUUUGUUUUUAUUCGUUUUUCCAUAAAACUAAAAAAAAAAGAAGAGAAAAUUGAUCUGGUGAGUGAACUUAGUGUAAAAUGACCAUUUACCAGAAAUGAAUAAAAGAAAAGACGUUUUCAGCGUUACAUGAAAGCAUUAAGGAAGAGCAGCUCAUAUUACGCUGAGUGUUGGAGCAAACGGGCCCACUUUUAACAGAAAUCCAGUAAUUACGGGAGUCUCUUUUCUAGGAAAGAUGUUUAAAAACGAGCUGUUUUUGCUGUUUGGAGGCAAGUUCACCUGCUGAAAGGUUACAUUUUCUCACCAAAGAAAUAACUUAAAAACAUUAAGAUUCUGUUGAUUUGUGAUUCAUAAGAAGUGUGAGGGAAUGAAAAGCACGUGAAUUUGGUUUAUGUCUACUGUAAAUGUAAACUAAGUGGAAUAAAAGCAAAAAAUGUAUGUCACAUAAUGAUCCUAUUCUUGCUUACUAAAGAUCUCUGGAAGAGGGUUAUUUUUCUUUUCAGCGGCCCUAAUCCUCUUCAGAAUAAAACACCUUCAGGGUGAAUCAGAUGCUUCUGGUCCAACAUCAGAACCAAACAUCAUGAAAGAGGUUCUGGAAAAUGAAUCCACCAUUCUCGAGAACUCUCUCUUCUGCAAGGGUGGACCAACACGAGAACUCUAUAAAAUGCAUGGGUGUAAAAAUAAAGUUGGAAGCAUUGCUACCUCAAAUCAACAAGGUUGCAGGUUCAAAACCCAGCUGUAGCCAUGCUACAUGGGGUUAUAAUAUGUGUGGGUUUUCUCCUGCAGACCACAAUCACGCAUUUCAGGUAACUUGUAUAAAAACAUCUGCAGAUGUUCCAAAAUUCAGACACAUGCAACAAUGGAAGAAAGCACCCGUCCUUGUCCCCACAUCUUUCCCAACAUCGUGAGAUUAUUGCUCAUGGCUGUUUUCUGUGGUAGCAGAUUACAAAACAGCUCUCUGAGAACAGAAAUAUCAGUAAGUCUCUCACCGCUGGUGAACCUCAGAUUUAUUCAGCGUUGCAGUUUUAGAAUAAACCACCUCGCUGUUUAUUGGCCAGAGUGGCUGAUUGAAAAUGGGAUGGGCUCUGAAGUGGCGAGCUACGGUGAAUGCAGCGCGGCUGGUGGAGGUACAGAUGGUAGUCUGGAUGGCUUUAUUUUCAGAUGUUUUCAGACUCAGGGAGCUACAAAUAAAGAGGUGGCCAUUUAAGACGUCCAAUUAUGGGUUCUCAAGCACAGAAAACUGGAUUUUUAUUAACAUGUACCCUUAAAGAGAGAACGCUGAUAAGAGGACGCUUCUCUUCUCUUACAGUUUAUAAUUUUAGAUUAUACCACUAAAAUAGAAUAAGAGUCCAAUUACUUCAACUGGAGCUUUCUUCUCCAUUAUUUCAGGGCUGAUGCGCAAAGACAUGCAGAAUAAAAGUCUCAAGAUGUCACACAGGUGUCAAAAACAAAACAAGAGGAUAAUUAUAAUCUAUUCACAGAUUAGAUUGUUAGAUUAUGCUGCCCCGCCUCACUUGUGUUUGUGUGUUAAAAAGAUGGUCGGCCAGACGUCAAAGACCUGAACGGUGUCAAACCCUGGUGGGCUAACUGGUCAGCCUGCCUCUCACCUGUGUUCCUCGCUGAAGACAGGCUUGUGUUGGUGACAGAACCAGGCAGGGAGACGCUGCAGCCGGACACAAAAUGGCCGACUGAACAGCUGAGAGCUGCAGAGGAGCAGCUCAGCUCCGUUUGUGAGACAAACACAGCUGUAAGACAGCACGUGAUAGCACUAAAUCACAUUUAAAAAAACAACUGACUUAAAUUAAAUAUUGCCUUUGUUGUUUCUUUUACAAAAACAGAUUUUAUACAAUUUAUGAAUCUUUAAUGUCCCAAAACCUAAUUAAAUGUAAAUACCUAGAUCCAUUCUAGCAUAACAUCACACACACACACACACACACACACACACACACACACACACACACACACACACACACACACACACACACACACGCAUGCAUGCAUGCAUGUGUGUUUUACAGUAACUCUGCAGCGGAAUAAGUAUUAAAAGCAUAAAAUAAAAUAGAUCACAUGCUCCUCCUUGUGUGUGUGAUGACAAAAAUACCUCUGUGAUCAUUUUUAUUGUUUGAUUUUUCACAUUUCACAGAUUUUUUCUAACAUUUUGGAGUCAGUGUGAAAAUUUGGUUAAAUGACAUGAAAUAAGAACAUUAAUUCACUAAUAAAAAUGUGUGCGUGUGUGUGCGCACAUGCGUGCACACGUGCGUGCAUGCAGGCAUGUGUGUGUGUGCGUGUGUGUCUGUCUGUCUGUCUGCUGGAGAAGUUAAAUGGCAGACACAAGAUUCACAAUUUAAAAUAAACAUCAUAUGCGAGUUCAGGAAUCACAUGACGAACACACACACACACACACACACACACACACACAGCUGCUAAAAUCCAACAAAUGUUUUGUCAUUUGGUGAGGGGUGUGGGAACGUAUAAAUAUAAAAUCUACACCCUGCUUUAAAAUGCUGAAAAGAACAUGGUUGAAUAAAAACGUUUUAAAUAUAUAUUUUUUUCUUCUAGAUGGAUUUAGUUAACAAAGUUGGGUCGAGAUAAUUCUAAUAUCUCCUCUCAAAGCCCAAUGAACACUUUUCUAGUGUUGUCAUGGUCUGCGUCUGUGUCUUCCCCAUGUGUCUCCUUAUGUCCUCCAUCCUUCUUUAGAUUCCCUUUUGUGUCUCAUAGCACCCUCAUGUGUCCUUUGUCUGCAUCUCUGUUGUGUGUCUUAGGCCCUGUCCACACGUAACCGGGGAUCUGCCAAAACGUAGAUAUUUUUCUACGUUUUGGCCUGUCAUCCACACGAAAACUGAGUUUUUUCACACGAAAAUGAAUCUUUUUAAAAACUCCGGCCAAAGUGAAGAUCUGCGUUUUCUCCGUUUUGGGUGUCUGCGUGUGGACGGACAUAACCGGAGUUUUAAGGUCCGCAACGUCACUUUCUGCGACAGAAAAAUGCUGACAUCACGUGUGCGACCUGUGUUUACACUAGCCGACAGCAUGGAAGCCCUCAGAGCUGCGCUCGCUUUAUCAAUUGUCCAAGCGCUUUCUGCUUGUUUGUUUUUGCAAGCGGAAUUACUGCUCCUUGCGGAAGACCACAGACGAAGGACGAGGUUAAGAACGGGGGAAGUACUGCCGCCUACAGGUCUGGCAUGUCCUUAACAACGUAUUUAUCCGGGUAAGUGUGGACAGAGUUUGUUUUUAAAACAAGGUGGUGUGGAUGCAAGUUUUUGGAGGGGCGGAUAUUCGUUUUUAAAAACCCCCGGCUACGUGUGGACUAGGCCUUAGUUGUAGCCCCAGCCUCUUGUUCCCCAGUUCAUUGUAUGUGUGUAUGAGUUUGUGUGUGUCAGUAAGUGUAUGCGUUUGUGUGAGUUCUUCCCAGAGUCUUUAGGUUUAGUUUUGUGUUUUAAAUAGUGUUAGGUUUAUCUGCCCUCCACUGGUUCUCUUCCCCAUCCAGAUAAUUGUUGUCAACUGCCUUCCCUCCAGCAGCUCACUCCGCACACCUGCUUCCUGUUUCCCUAAUUGCUCCUCCCUGUCUAUAUAAGCCCUCCUUGUCUCAUUGUUCUUGUCGGUCCAUUGUUGUUUGUCAGCAUUAUUUGUUCUGUUCAGUCUGCUCGUUGCUCUGGUGUUUUUUGACUCUCUGGAUUUUUGGCUCCCUGCCAUUUGGAUUUAUUUUUGUUCUUCCUCAUAAUAAACGAUUUUUACUUUACAUAUCCACUCCUGCCUUGUGUCAUCCUGGGUUCUGCAUCUUGGGUCCUAACCUCCUGCUCCUAAACGCGACAGAAUGGACCGACCAACCCAGGACCCAGCAGGAUCUCCAGGUACACAGGAGAUGUUUUUUUUACGAUGGAGAUCCGGAGCUUUGUGUGGAAUUUGUUCGGACCUGUGCCCAUUGUUUGGACUUAAAAUCCUCUGAAUCCAACAAGGUGUCGUUUAUGGUGCUUUGGAUGAGAGGUAAAUCCAUGCAGUGGGUUGCUGAAAUGUUCGAGGUAGAGGAUCUUAAGGCUGUGUCGUUUUGGGACUUUGCUAAGAAGGUUCUACAAGCUUUUGGCCAUGACCCUCCUUCACCAGUCGCUCCUGCCACCACUUCCUCCACAUCUCCUCCUUCAGCUUCUAGACUCCAGUACCUUCCUACUCCGGUCCACUCAAUCAGAACUGGCUUCAUCUCCUUAUCCCCUGAACCCAUUGGUGCCUUCUCAGCACCUCCGUUGGACCAAACCACCACACACUUACCUGAUCCAGACAACGCCGCCUCUUCACCCCGGGUGGGUUGUCAUUCCUCCUCGUUUUCUGUUUCUACCACCUGCACACCUUCGCCUGGACCAGUCAGCGCUGCUGUAUCCUCUCCGGGGGGCUGUCAUUCCUCCUCGGUUCCUGCCAGUGUCUUCUCCAUGCCUCUGAGCCAAAAAACCCCAUGCCGACGACGCCGCAGCCGUCCUGCUUCAGCGGUGGUCCUGGUGGACGCAUCGCCUCCUGCUCCAGCGGUGGUCCUGGUGGACGCAUCGCAUCCUGCUCCAGCGGUGGUCCCGGUGGACGCAUCGCAUCCUGCUCCAGCGGUGGUCCCGGUGGACGCAUCGCCUCCUGCUCCAGCGGUGGUCCCGGUGGACGCAUCUUCUCCUGCUCCAGCGGUGGUCCUGGUGGACGCAUCGCAUCCUGCUCCAGCGGUGGUCCCGGUGGACGCAUCGCCUCCUGCUCCAGCGGUAGUCCCGGUGGACGCAUCGCCUCCUGUCUCGGCGGUGGUCCCGGUGGAUGCAUCGCCUUCUGUCUCGGUGGUGGUCCCGGUGGACGCAUCGCCUCCUGUUCAGCCCUUCCAAGAGGCUCCGGUCCAGCCCUUCCAAGAGGCUCCGGUCCAGCCUUUCCAAGAGGCUCCGGUCCAGCCUUUCCAAGAGACUCCGUCCAGUCCGGCACUUCCAGGCCUGAAGUGGACAUCUCCACGUCCACGUGUCAAGUCUCCACGUCCCCGUGUCAAGUCUCCACGUCCCUGUGUCAAGUCUCCACGUCCCCGUGUCAAGUCUCCACGUCCCCGUGUCAAGUCUCCACGUCCCUGUGUCAAGUCUCCACGUCCCCGUGUCAAGUCUCCACGUCCCCGUGUCAAGUCUCCACGUCCCCCGUGUCAGGUCUCCACGUCCCCCGUGUCAGGUCUCCACGUCCCCCGUGUCAGGUCUCCACGUCCCUGCUCCCACAAGCCUACCCACAAGCCUUCCAGUUCCCACAACCAUUCCCACAUGUGUUCCCACAAGUUUUCCCACAUGUCUUUCCACAAGUGUUCCAGUUCCCUCAAGUGUUGACGUCCCCGUGUCAGGUCUCGACGUCCCCCGACUCAGGUCUCAACGUCCCCGCUCCCACAAGCCUUCCCACAAGCCUUCCAGUUCCCACAAGCGUUCCCACAUGUGUUCCCACAUAUGUUCCCACAUGUGUUCCCACA